AUGGGCUCUUUCCAGGAUCAAGAAGGGCAGAUUCGUUGCAAACCCUGCAUAGAGAAUACUUAUACUUUACAAUCUGGAGCUCAAUCUAAUGAAUCGUGUUUGGACGUUUGCGGCAACGGAAUGUUUUCAGCUACAGGAAUGAUUCCUUGUCAGCUAUGUCCUAGACAUACAUUUGCUGGGCCUCCUCCAAUCGGAGGCUAUAAGGAAUGCGAGCCGUGUCCAGAAGGAACAUAUACAGCUCGCCUGGGCUCUGUUGGCCCUAGCCACUGCAAGCAACCUUGUGCUCCAGGGCAUUUUUCUGUAACAGGCUUGGAGCCCUGUUCUCCAUGCCCAAUUAAUUUCUAUCAGCCAAAUAUUGGCCAGCAGCGCUGUCUUCAAUGCUCAAACGAUUCUUUCACUGCAGAGACUGGUAGAUCCGCCGAUGAGCAUUGCAAAAAGCUUGAUUGCCAAACACUUAAAUGUCAGAACCGGGGGCAAUGCGUUGUGGCUAAUCAUAAGGAAGUCUGUGAAUGCCGCCCAGGCUUUAUGGGCUCACACUGUGAACAACAAAUACCCCUCUGUGACUCUCACCCCUGCCUUAAUGGAGGCACUUGUGAACUGCACAACGGAGCUUUUCGCUGUAUAUGUCCCCAAAAUUAUACAGGAUCGAGAUGUCAAUUUGGACCGGAUGAAUGCAUCUCUUCCGUUCAUUGUCCAAAUGGGGGUGUAUGUCAAGAUUUGCCUGGGCUUGGAACAACAAAGUGUAUUUGCAGGACCGGUUUCACCGGGCCAGACUGUUCUCAAAUCUCUGAUCCUUGUCAAAGCGAUCAACCAUGCAAAAAUGGUGCUCAAUGUAUUCCCUUACAACUUGGUCGUUAUAAAUGUAAAUGUUUGCCUGGUUGGGAGGGUACCAAUUGUGAUAAGAAUAUUGAUGACUGCACAGAAAAUCCUUGUGCAUUAGGCGCUAAAUGUCACGAUCUUAUUAAUGACUUUGAAUGUGAAUGUCCCCAUGGAUUUAGUGGAAAACGUUGUCAAAUAAAAGAUAAUUUAUGUGAUCCAAGUCCAUGUCUCAAUGGAGGUCAGUGUGUGGAUACACUGUUUGAUAGGCAUUGUAUAUGCAAACGUGGGUGGAAUGGAACAUUUUGUGAGCAGGAAGUUAACGAGUGCUCUCAGAAGCCGUGUCAAAAUGGAGCUACUUGUCGCGAUCAAGAGGACGAUUACUCGUGUGAAUGUGCACCAGGUUUUCACGGCUAUCAAUGCCAAUAUAUGAUUGAUCAUUGUGCCGUCAAGCCUUGUCGAAAUAAUGGAACAUGUAUAAAUCGAGGUCCAAUUUAUGAGUGUCAAUGCCCUCUUGGUUACGAGGGUGAUCAUUGUGAACACAAUGUCGAUGAAUGCGAGAUGAUGACACCUUGUGAUGCUGUUGGGACUGGAAGGUGUGAAGACUUGGUUAACGGGUUCAAGUGCCAUUGUCACCCCGGCUAUGAAGGCACUUUCUGCGAACAACACGUUAGUCAGUGUGAAGACGAACCUUGCAUGAAUAAUGGUACUUGUACUGAUUUGGGUGCCGGUUUUCAAUGUGAAUGUCAAUUGGGAUGGAAAGGUGAUCGUUGCCAGGAAAUGGAAACACAAUGUGAUCGAAAGCCAUGCAUGAAUGAAGGCAAAUGUGUCCCACUAGUCGACGAUUAUUUCUGUGUUUGCCCGGAAGGUGUUAGUGGAAAGAAUUGCGAAUUGGCCCCGAACCGCUGCCUUGGAGAACCUUGCCAUAACGGCGGUGUUUGUGGCGAUUUUGGUUCUCGAUCUGACUGUCAAUGUCCAAAGGGCUAUAGCGGCAAUGGAUGCCAAUUUCGAUUUGAUGGUUGCCACGAGGGUUUGUGCAAAAAUGGUGGAACUUGUGUUAACAAUAAUGACUUGACUAGGCAUCAAAUGUCCAAAAUUGAAAAUUCGGUAGCUGUUGAACAGAACAGUGAAGCGAUUGGAUUUAAAUGUGUUUGUGCUCCUGGAUUCUCUGGAAAUGAAUGCGAGAUAGAUAUUAAUGAAUGUCAACCUUCUCCAUGUCCUUUAGCCUCUCAUUGUGUUGAUCUAGUCAACGGGUAUUACUGUAAAUGCCCUUUCAAUAGUGGGUUUUAUCGGAUAUUUACGGAUUUUUGGAUAGUUUAA
This is a messenger RNA of Meloidogyne enterolobii, 2136 nucleotides long. Lineage: Eukaryota; Metazoa; Nematoda; Chromadorea; Rhabditida; Meloidogynidae. The record is from the annotation of a GenBank genome assembly.